AUGUUUGCCUUUAGAAAGCUCGUUCAAUAAUAGUAGAGAUAAAGUUUCAAUUAUUUAUUCAAUGCCUACUUCGGUACUAUUAAGCCCUUUAAGUUACCAGAUUUAGGAGAAAAAAUUAAGGAAGCCACUGUCAAAAAAUUGUACGUGAAAGAAGGAGACAUCGUAGAAGAAUUUUAAACAAUUGCUGAUGUUGCCACUGAUAAGUUAUUCACCUAAAUUCCUAGUUCUUAUGCUGGUAAAAUCCACAAAGUCUUCCACAAAGAAGAAGAUACCUGUCUUGUAGGUGAUGUAUUCGUAGAAAUUGAAGUUGAUGAGGAUCAUUCAGGAGAAGCUUCAACUGCUACUCAUCAUCAUGAAGCUAAACAAGAAAAGAAAGAAAAUACUACAAUCAGCUCAGGUGCUACUACUUCUACUGAGUCUAAAAAGAGCUAACCAGUAGUAGAUAAUACUUACGAAAACGAUUAUGUUUUAUCAACCCCUGCGGUUCGUUCUUUAGCUCGUUAACACAAUAUCAAUCUUAAGAAUGUUAGAGGUACAGGUAAAGAUGGACGUGUUAUGAAGAAUGAUAUUUUAGAUAUAAUUAGUGGUAAAACUAAGCCUUCUACCCCUGAAACUACUAAGCCAAAAGCUGCUUCUACUGCAUCCUCAUCAGGAGUUUUAAAUGAAACUGUUAAAACUACAGUUAAGAUGUCAGACUUUUAGAAAGGUAUGCAAAAGAGUAUGACUGAAGCAAAUACUAUUCCUCAUUUGUAUUUAAAGGAUGAAUAUGAUUUGACCAAUUUAACAGUAUUGCGUGAAUAAAUUAAAAAAUCAUAAAACUAAAGUAUUACUUUCAUGACCUUCUUCAUCAAGGCCUUCUCUCUUGCUUUGAAGGAAUAUCCUAUCUUGAAUUCCCUAUAUGAUGUAAACAAGCCUUUCGAAUACACUUUAGUACAAAAUCACAAUAUUUCUCUUGCAGUUGACUCACCUAAAGGAUUGGUUGUACCUAAUAUUAAAAAUGUACAAAAUCUCUCUAUACUUGAUAUUUAAAAGGAAAUAAAGAGACUUGUUAAAGAAGGAGAAGCUGGAACCCUUGGUCCCAAAGAUCUUUUUGAUGGUUCUAUUUGCAUUUCAAAUAUAGGUACUAUUGGUGGAACUUACACUGGUCCUUUAAUAUUUGCUCCCUAGACAACUAUUGUAGGUUUAGGUAGAGUAAUGACCCUUCCUAGAUAUAUCAAUAAAUCAUUAGAUCCUAAGGUUGAAGACCUAGAGCUAGCUCCAAGAAAGAUAAUGAAUGUUAGCUUUGGCUGCGAUCAUAGAGUUGUUGAUGGUGCUACUGUAACUAAAUUUUCUAAUAAAUGGAAAUCUUAUUUGGAAGAUCCUAGCACCAUGCUCUUGCAUCUUAAGUGA
Molecule: messenger RNA, 1389 nt
Organism: Tetrahymena thermophila SB210
Lineage: Eukaryota; Ciliophora; Oligohymenophorea; Hymenostomatida; Tetrahymenidae
Product: 2-oxo acid dehydrogenase acyltransferase
Exons: 7
Cellular component (GO): mitochondrion; cytoplasm
Molecular function (GO): lipoic acid binding; acetyltransferase activity
Source: RefSeq, a predicted model, not a curated record